Messenger RNA from Danaus plexippus (monarch butterfly), 738 nucleotides. RefSeq lists its product as uncharacterized. The transcript is spliced from 8 exons. Lineage: Eukaryota; Metazoa; Arthropoda; Insecta; Lepidoptera; Nymphalidae. Gene Ontology annotation, molecular function: GTP binding; GTPase activity. The record is from RefSeq and is a predicted model, not a curated record. Gene Ontology annotation, biological process: cytoplasmic translation. Gene Ontology annotation, cellular component: cytoplasm. The coding region runs from base 1 to 738 and encodes 245 amino acids.
AUGGCUAAAUUAGAACGGAUAAAAGAAAUUGAAGCUGAAAUUCAGCGUACACAGAAAAAUAAAGCUACAGAAUAUCAUUUAGGCAGACUUAAGGCUCAAUUAGCAAAACUAAGGGGUGCUUUAAUAGAAGAAAGUCAAAAGGCUUCAGGUGGUCCUAAAGACGGAUUUGAUGUUGCAAGGACUGGAGAUGCUAGAGUUGCUUUAGUAGGACUUCCGUCAGUUGGAAAAUCUAGUUUAGUCCAGUCUCUAACAGCAGCUAAUACACAAGUUGCAGAAUAUGCAUUCACAACGUUAACGUGUGUUCCAGGCUUAUUGUAUUACAAAGAUGCAAAAAUCCAAAUACUUGAUUUACCCGGAAUUAUAGAAGGAGCUUCAGAAAAUAAAGGGCGAGGAAAACAAGUUAUAUCUACGAUUAAAUCGGCAGAUAUAAUUUUGAUGAUACUUGAUCCCACAACUUCUAACCUUCAUGAUAAUCGACGCUUACUAGAAAAAGAAUUGAACACUUUAAACAUCCGUUUAAAUAAAAGGAGACCAGAUGCACAAGUUUCCGUAAAAAAAAGUGGUGGAAUCAAAAUAUCAACAACAGUCCCUCUUACAAAAGAUUUACUGAAAGAAGUUCAAAGUGCGCUAGUGUGGGGUACAUCAGUGAAAUUUAAUCCUCAAAUUGUUGGACUAGAGCACGAGCUAGAAGAUGAUGACGUAGUAGAAUUUGUAAGAAAAUCAACUGCACAAAAAUAA